Messenger RNA from Ectocarpus siliculosus, 5033 nucleotides. Lineage: Eukaryota; Phaeophyceae; Ectocarpales; Ectocarpaceae. The record is from the annotation of a GenBank genome assembly.
AUGCGGAUCCAGGCGCUCACCCUGGUCGACCAGAGCGAUGCAGGGGGCGAAGGAAGAUGGGAGACUCGGGAGGUCGACGCCAAGCUCACGUUGCCGAAGAUCACUUCGGCGGCGCUGCUUUGGUCAGAUCUCUCGAAGGAUAACUUGAUUUCAGACAAGAAGGAGGUCUUCUCUCGGACCGGCAUCUGGCGGGGGCCCCUGUCCGGUCUGCCGCAGUCCACUUUGCUGGAGCUGCCGUCAGCGGCGCCGCCGUCGGAGACUACGCUCGAGCUAGUCCUCCUCCCGGAAGCAGAUGGCGGCGACUCGCUGGUUCUCUCGUUCGCGAGGGCGCAGCUCAGCGUGCCGCUCAUGCGAGGAUACCGUUACACUCUUGUUCGCCCUGCUGGUGGCGCCGGCGGCUAUGCUAUUGGUGCCGCCGCGACCGGUGCGGCGCCGGCAGCUGCCAGCGGGGCCGGCGCCGGCGGUGACGGUAAGGAGGCCGGCAGUGCUUCGGCUGCUCCUGGUGCUGCAACCGCCGCCGCCGCCGCCGCCGCGGAGACCAACUCAGAUGUUUCUGCCGCCGCCGUCGCCGCUACCGCAGCCGCAGCCGCAGCCGCAGCCGCAGCCGCAGCCGGCGUUGACGGGGGCGGCGGCGGCGGCGGCACCAGUGGCAACGACUGCAAGAAGAACGACGGUGGUACCCUCGUCCCUUCGGCACCGAAGACCUCCGCCAAAGCCGUCGCCGCCGCACCUGGAGGUUAUGCGGCCGCGACUCUCUCGUCGCUCAUGGCCGACGGAAGCGGUGGCGGCGGCGGCCGGCUUCGGACCCAACGAGAGCGGCAGCGGUUGGCGGGAGCGGCGCUCCGCGCCGGCGACGUGGAUCGCCUGCUGCUCUGCCUCGGGCGGCUGGAAGGGGAGGCGCCGCCGGUCCACGGGGGGCGGGCGGAUAGGUACGACGACCCGGCCGCGGUGGCGGAGCGGGCGCAGCGGCGAGAGGCGGGGAGCAAGGGCGAGGACGGGUCGACCGGGGCGGGCGCCGCGAAGACUACCACGCCAACGUGGAGCCCUCCGUUUCCCCCGGAGGAGUUUGACGGCCUCGACGACGAGAUCGGGAUGGACAGUGAGGACUGGGGUCCCGGCGCUAGCCUCGGCGGUUACCCCCCGUACCACGUGGGGGCGUCGGGGGGGCGGAAGGUGGCGGGGGCGGGGGAGGAGAAGCGACAGGUGAACGGGGGCAGCAAGAUGUCCGCGUACCACGUGGAAGCGCUGUGCCGCCUGCUAGAAGCGCUCGCUUCCGGAGGCGACGACGAUGGCGACUGCGGAGGGAUAGGGUCCGGCGAGGAGGAACCCGGGGGGGGGGGCAGAGGAGCCGGCGAGGGGAGGGAAGUCAAACAACUCGAGGCGCCACGGGAUUGUUCUGGAAGGGCGGCGGUGGGACGGCGGCCGGGCGAGGGGGCAGCAGGCUGCGAUGCCGCCCCUGCCGCAGAUAAUAGCGGGCCGGAAGGAGCGGACCGCCUUGGGGGGGGGGGCGUUGGUUGCGGCUGUGAUGGCGUCGAUGCCGACUACGACGACGACAUUGCGGCGCAAGCAACCGCCACUCUGGACGGCUCGUGCCUGCGGAGCGUCUGCCGCCAGUACCUGUUCGGAGCGGACUGGCGCUUCGUGUCUACGCAUCAGCAGUUCUACCUCGCCCUUCUGCGGCUCUUGCAGGAGGUCCUUCGACCCUUCAACGGCCCCGGGGCCGGCGGCGACGGCGGCGGCUGCCGACGGCAGGCGGCGGGAGGUGCAGGCGAGCCUCGCUCGCGGCAGCCCCUCGCCCAAAGCCUGCUGCGUCCUUCGGUGGACUGCCCGGGGAUGGUGGACCUUCUGGAUAGCCUUUGCGUUGCAUUGGAUGACCUCGUCGCGUGCCCGCCCCAGCCGCCCCCGCCGGCAGCGUUGCCGGCGCCGACCCGCCUGCCUCAGCCCUCGGCUUCUCCCGCGGCGCACGGUAAGAGCCAAGAAACGGCGGUACAGCAGUCGGUCUUGGACGCGCAUGCCUUCUCGGCAGCAGCGGCGGCCGUAGCGGCUGGAGCGCCCAGCCUGGGCCCCGCCAACUACCUGGUCCAGGCCAAGUACCACCCGAAAUACAACAAGUACUUCAAGAUGCUGAGCGUAGGGCUCCCCCGGUCGGCGGCUCUUCUGAGGAUGUCUAAGGACGGCGUAGACCAGGCGAUCCUCGACGCGCCGGACGCGAUGCUCCCGUUGUCGGGAGCGGGGCCAGCGGCCAUGAUGGGCGUACCGGGUGCUGGCCCCUCGGCCUCCGCGCUCUCAGCAGCCGCUGCUGUGUCGCCGGCGGGCCCCCCCUGCUCCUCCGCUUCUGUCACCAAGGAAGCCGCCGCCAACACCCCGCCCCCGCCGCCCACCCCCCAGGAAACAUCUCCCGUUCUUGUGGACCAACAGCAGGGAGUUCCUCCCCCCCCACAUGGAACCCCGGGUGUGCCGUCGGACGGUCAAGAUGGGGCGCCGGUGGCGUCGUCCCCUGCGGCGGAGGCGCCGCCGCCGCCGCCGCCGCCGCUGCCUUCGGCGAUCCCUCCUCCGCCGACCGCAGCGGCGCCACCGCCAUCCCUUCCGCUGACCGCACCCCAUCCGCCGCCCGGGGCGAUUCACCCGCCGAUGGGGCUCAGGGGGGGCCGGCGGCGGGAGCUCCCGCCUCCGAAGAGUUACGAGGAGGAGAAGCGGGAGCACGAUCAGGGGGUGGCGAUGGCCGACCUCGCUCGGUCGGUCUUGGUCCUGGCUAAGUCCGCCGUUGCCGCCGCCGCUGCGGCUGCCGCCGCUGGUGACGACGCAGCAACAGCGGGCGCUGCGACUGUGGAGAGGGACGGGGACGGGUCGUCGGCGACCCGGGCCGAGGCGGACCCCGGGGGACGAGCCGCGGAGGACUUGCCGGCGUCGGAGGAGGUGGUGGCGCCGACUGAAUCCGUGGAGGCCGUGCCGUCGGAGAAAGCGCUCUACCUGGAAGCAAUCGAGCAGGAGCAGUUCGCCACCAUGCAGAUGGAGGUAGCAGCGCUGCCACCGCCGCCGGUGACUGUUGGGGAGAAGGCUGAUGAUGCUCCUGGGCUGGCAGCUCUCGCUGCGGCUGCUGCUAAGCCGAAGCAGCAGCACCACUUCUGGAAAGUAGCGGAGGCGGAGGGGUCCGCGUUUCCCGCUCGCCAGAGACGGCUUGUGCGUGAGCUGAGGUCUUUGGCCAGGGAGCUUCCGCUGUACUGGGGAAGCACGAUCGCGGUGCGGAUGGACGAGGAACGACCGCACCUGCUCAAGGCAAUGAUCGCGGCACCAACCGGAACUCCGUACGACAGCGGGCUGUUCGAGUUCGACAUUUACUGCCCUCCGCAGUACCCCUCCGUCCCUCCGAAAGUUAACCUGAUGACCACCGGUCGCGGCAGGGUCAGGUUCAGCCCGAACCUGUACGCGUGCGGCAACGUGUGCCUGUCGCUGCUUGGAACAUGGAGCGGUUCUCCAGAAAUGAUGUGGUCACCCGAUGCCUCGCUACUGCAAGUGCUCCUAUCUAUCCAGGUCUUGCGCCCGCAGACGGUGGAGUGGGCCAUGACGGAGGCGUUAAGGUUUCCGCCGCGGGGGUUCGAGGCCCUCGCCCGCGAGCACCUCUGGCGGAAGAAGUGGCACAUCCUCGACGUGGUGGCGGGCUGGCUGCGGGAGUCGAAGAAGCCGGCGGGCGUGCGGGGGCACUACCGAGACCUCGUCACAAGCCUCAAGAACUUGCUGACCGAGCUCAUACGUCUGAGCUACUCCAUGGGUGACUGCCCCUACGUUCCUCCUUGGCCCGUCCCGGCAUCGAUUGAGCCCGCCGCCGCCGCCGUUGCCACCGCCGCCGCCUUUGACGGCGAUGAACCAUCGCGAGCGGAGUAUUUCGCCGCCGUGCGAGGCAUUUUCGGUCCCGAGUUUCCGGCGCUUAGUCCAGCAAAGCAGCCGCAUCUUCUGCCGGGCUAUGCCGACGGCCCGCCACCGGCGGCGAACUACGGCGGCCAAUCAUUCCCGCCGCAGCCGCAGCCGAUUUCGUGUCCCCAGCAGCACGUUCCUACCCCCGCCGCAGGCGGCGGCGGCGACGGCGGCGGCGACGGUGAUGACCCCGAUACGGCGGUCCUGUGUCCCCUUUCGGUGUCCGCGGUGGGGUUGCCGCCGAAAUCGGCCCCAGCGCCUGGGCCAGCCCCGCCGGGGGCGACGUGGGCGUCGGAAACGGCGGGGGGGGAGGGGGGUGUUGGCGUGCCGCAGGGCAGCAGCGGUGUCGGCGAGGAGGGCGGCGGCGGGAACCCGCAACAAGAGGGGUCGACGGAAGCGGUAGGGCCGGGGGGAAUGGUGUCGGCGUGGUACCACUCGUUCGUGCAACAGCAGCAGGGCGGCAGCGGCAGCGGCAUCGAUGCGGGAGAGGCGACCAAGACCGAGUAGUAGUUUUGUUAGGGUUUCGUUCUUCUCCUCCUCAAGUGUUGUUUGCCCCGGGAGAGAAUCCGGGAACACACAACCACCAGCAUACAGAUUGACUGGUGCGUGUUUUUUUUUUUUCUUUUGUUUCAUCCCGUCGUCGUUUGCGAAGUGUAGCACAGCUCUUUCUUGGCGGCUGCGCCUCUCCCUCUCUCUGUCUACGAGCCAUGUAGUAGGCAGAGGGAGCGGUCUAAGGCCCGUCGAUGGGGCGAAGCGGGGUACCGCCCGGGGUUGGGGAAAGACAUGCCGACGGACGGCCACGUGGCGAGGACACGGCAAGGAAGGAACGGCGUUGGUGUGUCUUCGAGAAGAGAGGGGUCGAUAGCAGCAGCGAUUUCGGCUGUGUGAGACGGCGGGAAAGAGGGUUGUCUGAUAGGUCGGCGUACUUUUGGUGCGGCCUUUUCGGUUUUGUCGCCCAACUUUCGGUUCGGCGAAAAGGAUGUCCAUCAUCCGCGGUGUGCGUCCGUCACUUAGUCUCGUUUUGUAUGCGUCUCAGGUGCCGAAGCAGGUGGUGAUGACGGUAGGGAGAGGGGCCACCGCUACAAUAGCUAUGGCGGGGCUGAACGAUGUUCUGGGAUUUG